UGCAAUUUGGCAAUGAUCAUGCAACAACGGACAUGGCAGGUAGGACAUCCUGUAACUAGCCUUUUUUUUCCUUUUGCCUUUUCUUUCCAAGAUCUCGUUUGAGCUUGAGUUGAGGAGGGACCAAUAAAAAAUGCUUAAAGACUUUGGAAAGAUUAUGCUUGGGAUUAGAUACUGCACGCUCACGAGGCAAGCGUGGUUACUGAACAAUCGUAUAGUUGUGAUAAUGACACUGGCCGGCGUUUCAUGGAGUACCGAUCCCAGAUCGCCUCAGUCUGAAGCCGGCUCCAAACAUUCAUGCGACAUGGCUCGCGACUUGCCGCUCCGGUCGAAGAAUGUCUGCGUCAUCGGCGCGGGCAUGGCCGGCCUGGCAGCGUCGCGCGAGCUGCGGCGCGAGGGCCACGCCGUGACGGUCAUGGAGCAGCGCGGCGACGUCGGCGGGCAGUGGCUGUACGACCCGCGGACCGACGACGCCGACCCGCUCGGCGCGGUGGCGCCGGUGAAGGUGCACAACAGCAUGUACGCGUCCGUGCGGCUGCUCAGCCCGCGCGAGGCCAUGGGCUUCUCCGAUUUCCAGUUCCUGCCCAGGCGCGGCCGCGACGCGCGCCGCUACCCCGGACACGGCGAGGUGUUCUGCUACCUCAAGGACUUCUGCCACGCGUUCGGGCUCAUGGACGCGGUCAGGCUCAACACCAGUGUCGUGCGCGUCUCCAUGGCGCUGCCGCCGCCGCCGCCGCGUGAAGGUAGCGGCGGUGGCCUGGACGUGAGAUGGAAUGUGAGAUCUGUGCGCGUAGAGCCGGACAGCGGCAAGGAGGUGGCCGUGGAGGAGGUGUUCGACGCCGUCGUCGUGGCCAACGGCCAUUACUCGCAGCCAAGAUUGCCAAGCAUCAACGGAAUGGAGCAAUGGAGGAGGCGGCAGCUGCACAGCCACUCGUACCGGGUGCCGGAACCGUUCCGCGACGAGGUUGUGGUGAUGGUUGGCUGCGGGGACAGCGGCUUGGACAUCGCGCUGGACCUCUGCGGCGUUGCCAAGGAGGUGCACCUCACGGCCAAGUCCGUGGAGGCGGCCAUGACGCCGGCCCUAUCCAAGAUGCUGGCCAACCACGCCGACCUGCACCUGAACCCGCAGGUGGACCGCCUGUGCGAGGACGGGCGGGUGGUCUUCGCCGACGGCUCCUGCGUCGUCGCCGACACCGUCAUCUACUGCACUGGGUACAGCUACUCGUUGAUCAGGAAAUCUACGGAAAUCUACGAGUUCGUGUACAAGUACACGGACCUCCCGCGCAUGGAGGAGUGGAAGAGAGAGCUCAUCAGGUCCUCCGUCAAGAACAUGAUCCAUGACCGCGAGACCUUCCGCGACCGCGAUGACCACAGUGAGAUCCUCCGCGAGGGGCUGCAGAGAUGGUACGGCUCAGCUGCCGUUCAAGAGCAAGAAGCUGCUGCUGCUGAUGAUGAUGAUGAUGCAGCACAAUUGCACAUGCCAUUGCUAGCUCCCUCCCAACUCUGAACCCAACACCAAAGGUUCAGAACGUACUUCAGAUGCUUUGGGUCACUGAGAAGAAAAUCGAGGCUAUCAAUAUGGUUACUCUGCAGUACCUUAAUGAUCUGGAAAACCAGAAAUAAUUUAUAUUUCAGGAAAACUAUUUGGGUCACUGUUGCCUGCAGCUCUCUCUGCAACUUUUCAGUUCCAAGGCCAACUCCAGCAGAAUCUGCAAAUCUGCAAAUCCAGUGCUACAGUAUUUUUCGGACUACUGUAGCGACAGAAAU
Phragmites australis (common reed) is the source of this 1764-nucleotide messenger RNA. Its product is annotated as flavin-containing monooxygenase FMO GS-OX-like 8. NCBI's taxonomy places the organism in Eukaryota, Viridiplantae, Streptophyta, Magnoliopsida, Poales, Poaceae. Bases 131 to 1504 code for a protein of 457 amino acids. The transcript has 4 exons. The record is from RefSeq and is a predicted model, not a curated record. Gene Ontology annotation, molecular function: N,N-dimethylaniline monooxygenase activity; NADP binding; flavin adenine dinucleotide binding.